This is a messenger RNA of Botrytis cinerea B05.10, 1943 nucleotides long. RefSeq names its product Bcsas1 (gene Bcsas1). The transcript has 3 exons. Gene Ontology annotation, cellular component: plasma membrane; endosome. Bases 674 to 1285 code for a protein of 203 amino acids. Gene Ontology annotation, biological process: protein localization to plasma membrane; protein secretion; regulation of exocytosis. Lineage: Eukaryota; Fungi; Ascomycota; Leotiomycetes; Helotiales; Sclerotiniaceae. Gene Ontology annotation, molecular function: GTP binding; GTPase activity. The record is from RefSeq and is a predicted model, not a curated record.
GGACAACGGACGUUCUAGGUAGGUAGGGUAGGUAGGUACUGAUGAAUCCUAAAGUGAUACAUACAUACAUACAUACACACUUCCCUUUCCAGAUCUUGACAAUCGGAACUUUCAUAUCCCGUCUUCGAUCAACGUUCCCAUUCACUCCCAAGAUUUGUCAGGAAGGAACCGUAGGGAUUACGCUCUACUUUACUUUACUUUACUUUACUUUACUUUACUUUACUUUACUUUACUUUACAUUACAUCAAUCGCAGGUGUUCUUUUGUUUUGCCAUUAACCACGACACUCACUGGCAGAAGGGAAAGUCGAGUUGCCCGUCCAAGCAAGUGAAUCUUUUGAAACCCCCGUCCAAACCGCACUUUACUUUACAUAUACGAGUCACCAGAACCUCCUCCCUUCCACACGAUAAAUAAAGUAAACUCUUUCGACCCACAGCACCCUGUACCCCACACAUUUCUUCCAGCGAUCUCAUUUCGUUACGGUAGACGAUUCGAAUUCGGUGCCAGGUGUAGACCAGACCAAGAGGCCCAGCAAAAGGAACUAAGGACACGGACGAAGUGCACGAAAGUGAUCAGAUCUUGUGGAUUUGACAACGCCGCAUUUACAAGGCUAUCCAAAUAUUUAAAAGACUGUACUUGAGCUCCCUACCUCCUCGAGUGCGAUUUCAGACAAGAUGGCCGGAACGAGGAAUUACGACUUUUUGAUUAAACUCCUUUUGAUAGGCGAUUCCGGCGUGGGAAAAUCAUGCUGUCUCUUGCGUUUCAGCGAGGAUAGUUUCACACCUUCGUUCAUCACCACGAUUGGAAUUGAUUUCAAGAUUCGUACAAUUGAGUUGGAUGGAAAGAGAGUGAAGUUGCAGAUUUGGGAUACGGCGGGUCAGGAGAGAUUUAGGACGAUUACCACGGCGUAUUAUAGGGGGGCCAUGGGCAUCUUGCUUGUUUAUGAUGUUACAGAUGAGAGAUCCUUUACAAAUAUCCGCACCUGGUUCAGCAACGUCGAACAACAUGCCACCGAAGGUGUAAACAAGAUCCUCAUAGGCAAUAAGUGCGAUUGGGAAGACAAACGAGUUGUAUCCACCGAACGCGGUCAACAAUUAGCAGAUGAACUCGGCAUUCCUUUCCUCGAGGUAUCCGCCAAGAGCAACAUUAAUGUAGAAAAGGCAUUCUAUAGUUUGGCGGCAGAUAUCAAGAAGAGAAUCGUGGAUACGAGUAAGAUAGAUCAGGCGGCGCAACAAGGCGUUGAUGUGGGCGGUCAGAGUAGCGGGGGUGGAAGUAAGUGUUGCUAGAGGAAGAGGCAUGUUGUGUUGUUUGAGGGGAAAGGGGCUCGAUGAUAUAAUAUGAUAUGAUAUGAUUGCGGAAGAAGCAAAGGGGGAGAAGGAGAGAUUAUUUUAUGAUUUGAUUCUAUAGAGGGGAGAAGAAGAGAGGUCUGAAGAAGUAGGACUGGGGAGGAAGAACAGUGGUUAAGCACAGUGCAAGAGGCAAUACAAUGGUGUUCGCGGGUUGGUAGUGCAUAACCAUUGCUUUGUUUACUUUUACCUUUUUUUUUUAUCAAGAGAGAAGCCGGAGUUGGGUGAUUAUGCGUAUUUAUAUGGUAUUAAAUUGAUAGGCGUGUUCUUUUUUUAUAUAUUGAUGAUUGUGUUGAUGAUGAUGAUGUUUAUGAUGGUGAGAUGGUGAUGAUGGUGAUAAUGAUGGUGAUAAUGAUGAGUUUGAAUCAUGGGUUUGGUGAUUGGUGACGUGUAUGUGUAUGUGUGCAUGUGCGUGUCAGGAGGAGGAGGAGGAUGUUGAUGUUGGUGAUGAUGAUCAUGAUAGUGGUGUUGGUGAUGUGUAUGUGUGGGGGAUAUCAUAGUAAGAUUUAUAUACAAGUUUAUAUAUGUAUGUAUAUAUAUAUUCAGGAAAGGAGAGGAAAGGAGAGGAAAGGAGAGGAAAGGAGAGGAAAGGAGAGGA